This is a messenger RNA of Phacochoerus africanus (Common warthog), 2426 nucleotides long. RefSeq names its product nuclear receptor subfamily 2 group F member 1 (gene NR2F1). Gene Ontology annotation, biological process: cell differentiation; positive regulation of transcription by RNA polymerase II; negative regulation of transcription by RNA polymerase II. The transcript is spliced from 3 exons. The coding region runs from base 358 to 1626 and encodes 422 amino acids. Lineage: Eukaryota; Metazoa; Chordata; Mammalia; Artiodactyla; Suidae. The record is from RefSeq and is a predicted model, not a curated record. Gene Ontology annotation, molecular function: RNA polymerase II cis-regulatory region sequence-specific DNA binding; nuclear receptor activity; zinc ion binding.
CGGGGGGAGCGGGCGAGGGGAGCAGGGGUGUUGGGGGGGGGGAGCCUGAGAGCCUGGGGGGGCUGCAAAAAGAGAGAAAGAAAACAGCAGGAACCACAACAAAACGCCAGCAGGGCGGGCGGGCGCGCAGCAGCAGCGGGGCGGCCGAGGCAGUAGCGGCGGCAGCGGCGGCGGCGGCAGAAGCAGCGGCCAGUGCCCGGCUCGGGCUCCGCUCCCGCGACCCCGGGGCGCCGGGCGGGCCCCCCGCCCCCUCCCCCUCCCCCCUUCCCCUUCCCCUUCCCCUCCCAGCGCGCCCGCGCGCCCCACGGCCCUCGGCGAGCAGCUCGGCUCCCCCCAGCGCUCCCCGGGCCCAAAGAUAUGGCAAUGGUAGUUAGCAGCUGGCGAGAUCCGCAGGACGACGUGGCCGGGGGCAACCCCGGCGGCCCCAACCCCGCAGCGCAGGCGGCCCGCGGCGGCGGCGGCGCCGGCGAGCAGCAGCAGCAGGCGGGCUCGGGCGCGCCGCACACGCCGCAGACCCCGGGCCAGCCCGGAGCGCCCGCCACCCCCGGCACGGCAGGGGACAAGGGCCAGGGCCCGCCUGGCUCGGGCCAGAGCCAGCAGCACAUCGAGUGCGUGGUGUGCGGGGACAAGUCGAGCGGCAAGCACUACGGCCAAUUCACCUGCGAGGGCUGCAAAAGUUUCUUCAAGAGGAGCGUCCGCAGGAACUUAACUUACACAUGCCGUGCCAACAGGAACUGUCCCAUCGACCAGCAUCACCGCAACCAGUGCCAAUACUGCCGCCUCAAGAAGUGCCUCAAAGUGGGCAUGAGGCGGGAAGCGGUUCAGCGAGGAAGAAUGCCCCCAACUCAACCCAAUCCAGGCCAGUACGCACUCACCAACGGGGACCCCCUCAACGGCCACUGCUACCUGUCCGGCUACAUCUCGCUGCUGCUGCGCGCGGAGCCCUACCCCACGUCGCGCUACGGCAGCCAAUGCAUGCAGCCCAACAACAUCAUGGGCAUCGAGAACAUCUGCGAGCUGGCCGCGCGCCUGCUCUUCAGCGCCGUCGAGUGGGCCCGAAACAUCCCCUUCUUCCCGGAUCUGCAGAUCACCGACCAGGUGUCCCUGCUACGCCUGACCUGGAGCGAGCUGUUCGUGCUCAACGCAGCCCAGUGCUCCAUGCCGCUGCACGUGGCGCCGCUGCUGGCCGCCGCCGGCCUGCACGCCUCGCCUAUGUCUGCCGACCGCGUCGUGGCCUUCAUGGACCACAUCCGCAUCUUCCAAGAACAGGUGGAGAAGCUCAAGGCGCUGCACGUCGACUCGGCCGAGUACAGCUGCCUCAAAGCCAUCGUGCUGUUCACGUCAGAUGCCUGUGGCCUGUCGGAUGCCGCCCACAUCGAGAGCCUGCAGGAGAAAUCGCAGUGCGCGCUGGAGGAGUACGUGAGAAGCCAGUACCCUAACCAGCCCAGCCGCUUCGGCAAACUGCUACUGCGACUGCCCUCGCUGCGCACCGUCUCCUCCUCGGUCAUUGAGCAGCUCUUCUUCGUCCGUUUGGUAGGUAAAACCCCCAUCGAAACUCUCAUCCGCGAUAUGUUACUGUCCGGGAGCAGCUUCAACUGGCCUUACAUGUCCAUCCAGUGCUCCUAGACCUUGGGCGCUUCUCACCUGCCCCCGACCCCACUAGAGACUCACAGGACCGGCGCGGGCCAUGGACUCCAAAGCCGCGGGACAUCAGGCGGCUGAUGCUGGGUGCGGUGGGCUGGGCACGCGGGAGGAGGGCCGGGUGGACAGGAGCAGCCCACCCUGCAGAAAUGCAACCCGAGCUGCAAACCAAGAGAAAAAGAGACUCUUUUUAGGAUCUGAUCUGUGAACACUAUGGAAAGGAAAAAAAAAAGAAAGAAAGAAAGAAAAAAAAAAAAAGGACCUUGUGUCUGGUGAGAAAAUGAAAAACAAUUUUGGAAGAGAGGACCAUGAAAAUUUUAAUAAAACAGAAGGAUACUAAUGGACCUUCCAGGAUUUAUUGUGGACGGAUGUGGAUAUAUUCUGUACAGAAACAACACACAUGGAAGUGGACUGAAUCCUAUGUAGAAACACACACACACACAUACACACACCCCUCAAACAUUGUUAUUCAUUUUGUAAAAUACUAGUCUUUAUUUUCAUUUUUUUGUAAAAUUUAAACAUCGUAUGCACAUAAAAAAGAAACAAGAAUUAGGGGAAAAUAACAUUUUCCAAAUAAUUAUAAAAAAUUGUCCUGUGUCUAUGUAUCUAUAUCUGUUUUGUAUUUUUUUCUGGUUCCAAACCAGAUUUCCUGUGAUUCUAUACUAAUAAUUUUUGAUAUAACCCUUUGCUUCUUAUAAUGAGUGCGAUAUAUGUUGUCAAGGCUGUUCUUCAAGAAUUAAAAUUGAAGUGAAAAUUUAAACAAAAAAUAAAAGAAUUUAGCAAAA